AUGUUCUUCUCUCGCUUCUUCCUUCCUCUGCUCUCCUUCGGUGCCCUUUCCGCAUUGGCUGCACCCGUCCCCAGCGAGAACAUUGAGAGACGUGCCGACAUCUCCAACGUCCUCGGGAUUCUUGGAACCCUCGGUGGACAAACUGGAAUUAUCCUUCCAGAGAUCAACUCCCUUCUCUCUGGAGGUCUUGCCACUCAAUCUAACCUCACACCGCUCAUCGGCGGCCUGGUUAGCUCUUUGAACAGCGCUACAUCCUCCCUCGGUGUUCUAGGACCCGUCAGCACGGCCACUGGUGGUACCCCCGCAAGCGUUGCCAACACUGUUGCCCCCCUUGUUCAGCAAAUCACCACCACUUUGAACAACGCCCAAACUGCCGUCCCUGGACUUAGCACCGUCAUCGGAACACUUGGAGUUGACGCUUCUCUGGACCAAUUCCUCACCGGUUUGGAAAUUUCUGUUGCUGGAGUACUCAACUUGGUUUCUGCUUUGUUGACUACCAUUGCCGGAGUUCUCAGCUCUCUUGCGUUGUCCCUUGUCCUCGCUACAUUGGGGCUUUAA
Molecule: messenger RNA, 558 nt
Organism: Psilocybe cubensis
Lineage: Eukaryota; Fungi; Basidiomycota; Agaricomycetes; Agaricales; Agrocybaceae
Exons: 4
Coding region: 1-558 (185 amino acids)
Source: RefSeq, a predicted model, not a curated record